Molecule: messenger RNA, 489 nt
Organism: Pseudogymnoascus destructans
Lineage: Eukaryota; Fungi; Ascomycota; Leotiomycetes; Thelebolales; Thelebolaceae
Exons: 2
Coding region: 1-489 (162 amino acids)
Molecular function (GO): protein binding; 6-phosphogluconolactonase activity
Source: RefSeq, a predicted model, not a curated record
AUGAAGAAAUGGUCAAGCUACGCCGUCACAGCCCCAUCCGAAAUCACCCACUCCUCAUCCCACCCCAUGGGAGGUGACCGCAAAUCCGCAUCCCCCGACACCAACACCCGAGCAAUCUUCCUCCUCGCGGCCCAAAAACCGCCAUACUGCGUCUAUGGGAACACCUUCUACGACCACGCCCUCUACGGCAACGUCUUCUCCGUCGACGGGAACGGCGCGAUAGAAAAGAACACCCAAAACUACGAGUAUCAGGCAAACUCUGGCAUCCACGAGAUGGUCUUUGACCCCACCGAGACAUACCUCUACUCCGCGGACCUACGCGCAAACACGAUCUGGACACACAAGAAGGGUGCCGAUGGAACCCUCUCCCUUGUCGGCAGCAUUGACGCCCUGGCACCCGGCGAUCACCCGCGAUGGGUCGAGCUUCAGCCCUCAGCUACCUCUACGCCCUCAUGGAAGCCGGAAAAGAAUCGCCGUCUACGUGAUUGA